AUGAACAACGUAUACUGCAUACCCGCUUACGUCGUGUGGAUGAUGGCGCUGCGGGUAACGAGACCCUUGUAUGCACCAAUGUAUUGGAGGAUCGAAGGACUUAUGUAUCACUGGCUAUUGGCGAUGGUGUCUCUGUGGUCGUGGACGGCGGGAUAUGAGAGAUUUGAACCUACGACUGCAGCUUCUAAAAUAGGCAGAACCUUAGUUUUUCUAUUAUGC
Brenthis ino (lesser marbled fritillary) is the source of this 219-nucleotide messenger RNA. The record is from the annotation of a GenBank genome assembly. NCBI's taxonomy places the organism in Eukaryota, Metazoa, Arthropoda, Insecta, Lepidoptera, Nymphalidae.